Emiliania huxleyi CCMP1516 is the source of this 2415-nucleotide messenger RNA. RefSeq lists its product as hypothetical. The record is from RefSeq and is a predicted model, not a curated record. Bases 1 to 2415 code for a protein of 804 amino acids. NCBI's taxonomy places the organism in Eukaryota, Haptophyta, Isochrysidales, Noelaerhabdaceae. The transcript has 6 exons.
AUGAGCAGUGCUGAGCGUUCGUGGCUACGAGUAGACCGGAGAGCGACGGUCUUCAUGUCGCGUGCUGCACGCAAUAGCAGCGUGUCCGAGGCGUCGGAGCUCUCGCAGGCGCCGCCUCUGCGGCGCCGGGCUGCUCUUCGCUCCUCCAGCGGCAAGGGCAACACAGCUGGCGACGGACCGGCUGGAGCAAACAGCGGGAGACAGCAGGCGGCGCCGGCUGGCUCGAGACCUGCGCAGCGAAGCCGUUCGCGUCAGCGCCCCGCUGGCACUGCCAGCGUGCCCGAGAGCCCCGACGCUCUCAUCCGCGCGUGCAAGAGGCAGACCCGCUCGCUGCAGCGGGACCGCAUGAUCGAGCACCGCGACGCCGCCAGGCAGGCACAGCAGGCUGGGGCGGUGCGGCGAUCAGCCAGCGCGAGGCGGCCAAAGCCCGCGAUGCGGCCCGGCACCGAAGAGACGGAGGCAGCGGCCAGCGCGUCGGUGCCCGAGCGGGAUUCGGAGGUGGAGAGGCGGGAGGUGCCGGGGUACGACCGCUGCGAGCUCUCCGACGGCGACUACGACAGCGAGAAGGAGCAGAUGGGGCGACCGCCCGCGCGGGCGGCCAAGGCGGCGACGGCCCGCUCGCGCAAUGAGGCCGAGGAGGAGCAGCGCGAGGAGGAGGACCGUUUCGUGGCGAUGUACGACGACAGGAGCGACGCGACGACGCCGAGCGAGGCGAGCAGCUCGCGCGACGCCGAUGAUGGCGAGAGCGCGAGUGAGAGCGAACCGCUUUACGCGGUGCGGAGGAUCUUGGCGCUCAAGCGGGUGUGGGGCGGGAAGCUCGAGUACGAGAUUGAGUGGGAGCCCGACCCGACGACAGACGAGACCUACGACUCCUCCUUCGAGCCCGAGGACAACCUCGCCUCCAGGGCGUCCACUGGCGGCCAAACCUGGCGUGCUAUUGGAGCAACCGACCUGCUGACCGAGUGCGCUAUCGAGAGCUGCCCAUCUCACAGUGUGGACUACGUUGCGCUGAUGACGAAGGACCGCUUCGUCGAGGUGCAGGCCCACCUGUCCUUUGAGCUCCCCGGCAGCAUGCGGUACCCCACCGACCCGUUCCGCAAGCUGCGAUAUGUCGACAAGGCCCUCCUCCUCGCAGCUACGUGGGCGUGGGACCCGGAGCCCUUCGCCUGCCUCGACGAGUCGCGGGUUGCCACCCACUCGCAGUACUGCCCGUUCAGGCAGCAGAUGAUGUGCAAGCCGAUCAAGGACGGCUGCACCGUGUACACCUUUGUCUUCGAGAGCGGCUACCUCUACGCGUGGGAGUGGUUCCUCGGGGCAGCUGCCGACACGCCGCUCCCGCUCGGGCAGCCAACUGACACAGCUCCGCUCGACGAGGACAACUCCGGCUUCAUCGUGAACAUCGUGAAGACGCUCGCCGGCCGACCCGAGUUCCACGGCACCGGCAUGACCGUCGUGACGGACAAGGGCUACACGAGCAUAACGGCUGCCAUGUACCUCGCGUCGUGCGGCAUCUUCCUGGUCGGCAUGCUCCGCACCAAGGGCAGGCCUGACGCGCACGGGCGCAAGUGGUACCUCAAGGCGGAGGUGUGGCUCGACUCGCGCUUCUGCACCCUCAUCGGGACCGUCAUCUUCGAGGUCAGCGACGUCCAGGUACGCCGCUGGUCCAAGACCUCCAAGGCCUACAUCCUCAUCGCAUGCUCACGGAUGGCCAAGCUGUACCAGAAGCACAUGCCGCACGUCGACCGCUACAACGACCGGCACCAGAGCACGAACAUCUCCAUGGGCUACUGCAGGCAGCGCUACACCCGUGCGCUGUUUAUCGGCUUUCACUUGGCGAUGCUGGUCUGCAACACCGUCACGAUCGUCUGCUGGCUCAUUCCGGCCGCGGUGCUCGGCAAGCUGAAGCGGCGCGCCAAGAACGUCGGCGGCAUCCUUCGCUUCUCGCAGAUGCUGCUCGCCGAGAGCCUCUGCGACUUGGGUGUGUGGCUAGCCAAGCAGGAGCUGGGCGACGCCGACCAGCGGGCUCGCUCGAACCUCGCGCCGCACUGGAUGUCGCGCCAGCAGCAGCGGCGUGCUCGGCCUCUGCCAGGCCUGUUCCCAGAGGUCCACGAGAUUAAGAACUUCAAGACGGACUUUAGCACGCGUGAGCGGCUGCGGCUUGGCCUCCCUUCUGGUGGCAGGAGCAACUGUGCUGGCUGCCUGCUACUCUGUGAGGAGGUGGAGGGCUCGUCGCAGCAGACGCCGGGGGGGCACGCACGCUUCUAUCUGCCUAGCGGCCUGCGUGUCCCGGAGCCACGGUUGGGCUGCGUCGUGUGCAAGGUCAACCUCUGCAAGAAGUGCAGGAGGCCUGUGGCCAAGGGAGGCUGGGACCAUGUUGGCUACUGCCAUGGCCAGCUCCCUCCAGUCUCUGGAUGA